UUUCUUUACCAUCGAUUUCAAUUGUCACUUGUCACUCUCUUGUCAAAUAAGAUCAAAACAAAAAAAGUUAACAUCUGUCAAGGAAAUUUGCACUAAAAUAAAAUUUUAAAAGAGUAUUUUAACAAAUUCAUUUAAAUAAAUUGUUAUGGAAGUGCGACUGGACUGAAAAAUGGGAUUCGAAAUCAAUAGAUUUCAAGGAGAUGUCGAUGAAGAGUUAAUUUGUCCUAUUUGUUCAGCUGUUCUGGAAGACCCCCUACAAGCUCCCGAAUGUGAACAUGUUUUUUGUAAAGCAUGCAUAACUCAAUGGAUAUCUCGACAACCCACUUGUCCUGUCGAUAGGCAAAAUCUAACUUCCGCACAACUCACACAAGUUCCCAGAAUUCUAAGAAAUUUAUUGGCAAGGCUGACCAUUAGCUGUGACAACGCUCAGUAUGGUUGCACUCGCGUUUUAAAUCUAGAUACUUUAAGUACGCAUUUAGAAGAAUGUGAGCACAACCCUAAAAGGCCGGUCCUGUGCGAACAGGGUUGUGCUUUAGUAAUUCCAAAAGACGAACUGAAAGACCACAAUUGCAUCAAAGAAUUGAGGUCGCUCAUCACGAAACAACAACAGAAAAUGAACGAGUAUCAGCACGAAUUUCACGAACUUAGGUUCUUUAUUCUAGAGCAAAGAAGAGAAAUGCAGUUACUAAAAGACUUUAUGAGAGCUCUAAAAACGUCGAAUCCUUCAAUGAGAGCCAUAGCGGAUGCUAUGGAUAGAGAUGCUCAAGAUAGAGAAGUCGUGAGGUGGAGUAAUUCAUUGCAAAGAGCUCGAGUAACUAGGUGGGGUGGAAUGAUAUCUACGCCCGACGAUGCCUUACAGAGGAUGAUCAAGAGAACACUGACAGAAAUGGGCUGUCCCAUACAUAUCCUGGACGAUUUGAUGGAGAACUGCCACGAAUGUAGGUGGCCUCCCGGUCUGUGUUCACUAGAAACCCGUCAAAAUAACAGGAGGCAGUAUGAAAACUAUGUCUGUAAAAGAGUACCAGGUAAACAAGCGGUAUUGGUGCUUCACUGCGAUAACCAGCAUAUGGGCGAAGACAUGAUGGUCGAACCAGGGCUGGUCAUGAUUUUUGCGCACGGAGUAGAAUAAAUGCACGAAUUUCUUUCAAAUCGUUUUCUCUAAAUACUUUUCUCGUCUCUUAUAAACUUUAUGUCUUACAUUCCUCGUAAUAUUAAAUUGUAAAAAUAACUAGCAACAAAAAACAUUAAAGACUGUGACAGAUAGUAUUGUCAAAUAUGAAAAUAAGUACCUAAAGGAAUCGGUGAACCUAAUCGGUUUUAGGUGCAGAUUGUAAUUUUAAAAUAUUUUAGAUAAUCAAGAUAUAGAUAAUUCAAAAUAAAAUGAAGAUAGGAAAUUAUUUAAGUAAUACUUGAUUUUAAUACAGUCGAAAAAAAAUGGCAUCAAGGUAGCCUUUGAGAUGACGAUCUAAAUUCCAUGAAUACUUUUUUGAAAAAUAAAUUAUUUGUUUUAUUAUAGACAAUUUUUAAUAAAUGACGUGUAUAGACUUCGGCCCGAUGGAAAUUAUCAUCGACUAUCACUUCAAUAGCCACUAUGACGCCGUUUUUUCUCGAUCAUAGUAGGUCAAUUUUUUGAAACGUUACAAAAGGUUGAGCUUUUUCAAAACUGCAAAGGUGUACUUAAAUAAACUAACCAAAAAUGUUAAAUAAACUAAAAUAAUAAAGUGAUCAGUGAUUAAUAAAAUAAAAUGGACUGAUCAAGAGAUUUUUUCUUAUACAGUAUUGAUAUCUUUGGAUAUCAUUAUGGCGGUGCUACUAAAGUACUGACUGCUUUUUAAAAAAAUGUUUUAAAUUAUUAAUUUUUGUUUCUUUAAAACUUCUGGUUUCCCCUGGUUUUAUCUCUUGCAAUGGUAAAUAUUUACCGUGCCGUCGAAUAAAAACGGCGUCAACUAGGCGUAGAAAUGUCAUUUCAUUUCAUGAUUUACUAUAUCACUAAAGCUCAUUAUAUUAGGUAUUAAAUAAAAGUACAAAACAUGUGUUUCAAAAAACAUGUACCAUCUCUCGUGGGGAGAUUCCUCACGUAAAAACAUAGGUCCGAUUCUGCUUUGUUUUGUAGGUACAAAAGGUUAGUUAUCAUUUUUUUUCUUUCGAUUUGUUAUAAUUUUGUUGCACGAUCUUUUAACGAUUUGAAGGAAAUUUUGAGGGUAAAAGUUACGAUAAGAGCUACAUCUUUUAGUGCUGAAAAGGUGUAGAUACAAUCACCAGGGGCGUGCAUAUGGAUUAUCACUGGAAUAUUUAUCUAAAAAAACUAUACGCCACUGACUUUUUUCUCUUGUUAGCACAGCUAUGGAGGUCUAUUGAAACUUUUAAAAAAUAGAUCAUUAUCUGAAAUACCAUUAUUUUUUGGAAUGUACUGUAGGUAUUGCUACACACUGAACAUCAGUGUUCUAAAUUUUAAUAAAACUAAGUAAUAUAUUUGAUUAAGUAAAUAAUUUAUUAAUUUUAUUAAUUGUGAUUAAUAAAAUUACGUUUAUCUUAUCAAAAAUAUCAAGAUAUAAUACAACUUUGAAUGGGCAUUAAGCGGUCAACACAAUUUUGCUAACAAGAGAAAAAAAGUCAGUGGUGCACAUGUGUUUUUAGUAAAAUAUUCUAGUGAUGAUUUUUAUGCACGUCCCUAGUGCAUCUGUCGACACCUUUUUAUCACUAAAAUAUGUGGUACUUAUAUUAACUUUUACCAUCAAAAUUUCAUUCGAAAAUGCCAAGAUUCUAAUAAAUCGAAAACAUGUUUUUUAAAACAUCCUGUAUAUCCAAGAGGAUCAAAUGUUGCAAGCUAUUACUAUAUUGUUUUUUUAAUAUUCCUAUAAAUUAUAUUCGUAAAAAUCCUAAAAAUAGAGAGUUAUGAUGGGAUUGGAAACAUUGUAUUGGAAACACUGUUAUGUAUUUUCUUUACCUUCAGCGCUAGUGGAAAUGUAAUUUCUACGCCUACUAUGACGUCUUUUUCGUUACUUUUUUUUCUUAAACCUUUUUAUAUUUGAAAUAAUUUGAUAUUGGUGCGCGCGUUUUAUGUGGAUCUCGAAUGAAUGCCAAGGUCACGCAAAAAAAUUGGAAGAGAAUCAUUUAGAUUUGGUGUUACGC
Sitophilus oryzae (rice weevil) is the source of this 3132-nucleotide messenger RNA. RefSeq names its product E3 ubiquitin-protein ligase NRDP1 (gene elgi). Gene Ontology annotation, molecular function: ubiquitin protein ligase activity. The record is from RefSeq and is a predicted model, not a curated record. Bases 170 to 1129 code for a protein of 319 amino acids. The transcript has 7 exons. Gene Ontology annotation, cellular component: plasma membrane signaling receptor complex. Gene Ontology annotation, biological process: positive regulation of JNK cascade; tumor necrosis factor-mediated signaling pathway; protein K63-linked ubiquitination. NCBI's taxonomy places the organism in Eukaryota, Metazoa, Arthropoda, Insecta, Coleoptera, Curculionidae.